Molecule: messenger RNA, 715 nt
Organism: Egretta garzetta (little egret)
Lineage: Eukaryota; Metazoa; Chordata; Aves; Pelecaniformes; Ardeidae
Product: NSE2 (MMS21) homolog, SMC5-SMC6 complex SUMO ligase
Exons: 5
Coding region: 1-582 (193 amino acids)
Biological process (GO): protein sumoylation; protein ubiquitination; double-strand break repair via homologous recombination
Cellular component (GO): nucleus; Smc5-Smc6 complex
Molecular function (GO): SUMO ligase activity; zinc ion binding; ubiquitin-protein transferase activity
Source: RefSeq, a predicted model, not a curated record
AUGAAGAUAGACUUCUGUUUGGUUGAAAGGAUUAAGAAAAUUCAGUUCAACCCUCACGGCAAACCACAGAUAAAACGAGAAAAACCAGAAAAUAUACCAGAUCUAAAAAAUUUAGUAAAAGAAAAAUUUACUGCACUGGAGAGCAAGAACAGUGACUCAGAUUUGCAAAGGAAUGAAAAAUACAUGUAUUUUAAGGAUCAACUUAAGGAGAUGAGAAAACAAUUUUGUCAUCAAUCAGAUAAUGGUAAUGAGGCCAUUGAACAAAUCGAUGAAGACAUCGCCGUGACUCAGAGUCAGAUGAACUUUAUUUGCCCCAUUACGCAGAUGGAAAUGAAGAGGCCGGUUCGAAACAAAGUCUGUGGACAUACUUAUGAAGAAGACGCCAUUCUAAGAAUUAUCCAGAAUCGAAAGCAGCAAAAGAAAAAAGUCCGAUGCCCUAAAAUUGGCUGUAGCCAUGCUGAUGUAAAAGGAUCAGACCUUGUGCCAGAUGAAGUGCUUAAAAGAGCGAUUGACAGUCAGAAUAAACAAAGCUGGUCGACACUGGACAAGUCAGCUGCUGCCACAAACAAAAUUUGUUGUUAGAGGUCUUGUGAGAUAAGCUGCUGAUUGUAAGUAGGUUGUGUAACUGAUUGUUACUUAAAGUGGUUCAUUUAUAGGCAAAAUUGAAGGUCUCGCCUGUAACCAAAAGCAUUUUUUAAACUGCCAAAUAUGAUGA